CAAAGAGACGAUUGACUGGAUCUUCGAGCAUCGUCGACACAUCCUCGCGGCCAAUUGGCACUCCUGCAUUAUGUCGUACAUUUCAAGAACACUAGGCAAUCUGCGGAAGAUUGGCCUGAAGGAAUACUGGCACCAAAUCAACUACAUCGGCGAUACCAAGGCCGGAACCCUGGUCGGCGUCGACAAGUUCGGCAACAAGUUCUACGAGAACAACGAUGAGCUACCGCUCCGCACCCGAUGGGUCGACUAUGUGAAGCACGACUUCGAUGCUUCGCACAUAGAGCCCAUGUGGCACAUGUGGAUCUCCUACGGCGUCGACCAGCCGCCGACGCAGGACCCGCUGACGGCGACGAACCGCUCGUGGGCCUCCCCGCGCCACAUCCCGAACCCCACCUUCUCGCGCGGCGCCUUCAAGACGUACAGCACGACCAAGCCCAAGAUUUCGUCGUGGGAGCCGGUCGCGGCCCCGAGGCAAUGAGUUUGCGUGUCAAGGGGGGAGGGAGGAGGAGCACCAUGUAUAUAGGCUGAUGGCGAUUAAUAGACUGCGCAUUGGAGAGGAAGGCCACUUGCCGUCUAGUUCCAAGCUUGCCUGGGAUUUCGUGAACCUGAUUACAGGCCAAACUUUGGGUGAUAAUACUCAACAAUUGUCUACGAUACCAGUUGGCCUAGCCGAAACGUGCUACAAAUAUCCGUGGCUCAGGACUCUCCUGGCUAGGUUUGUGCAGAGUUGAUGAAUAGUCUAUCGGCACUUUCAUAUGUAAUCUGCUUUCCUGGUCUUGUAAGUCAUUCUGUGGUUCGCGCAGGGGAAAAUAGUAGAGGAC
This is a messenger RNA of Phialemonium atrogriseum, 821 nucleotides long. Its product is annotated as NADH ubiquinone oxidoreductase subunit NDUFA12-domain-containing protein. Bases 71 to 478 code for a protein of 135 amino acids. The transcript has 7 exons. The record is from RefSeq and is a predicted model, not a curated record. Gene Ontology annotation, biological process: mitochondrial respiratory chain complex I assembly; response to oxidative stress. Gene Ontology annotation, cellular component: membrane. NCBI's taxonomy places the organism in Eukaryota, Fungi, Ascomycota, Sordariomycetes, Cephalothecales, Cephalothecaceae.